Papilio polytes (common Mormon) is the source of this 675-nucleotide messenger RNA. It is a transcript of the gene GSTz2, whose product is annotated as probable maleylacetoacetate isomerase 1. Lineage: Eukaryota; Metazoa; Arthropoda; Insecta; Lepidoptera; Papilionidae. Gene Ontology annotation, biological process: L-phenylalanine catabolic process; glutathione metabolic process. Gene Ontology annotation, molecular function: maleylacetoacetate isomerase activity; glutathione transferase activity. The annotation marks the transcript as partial. The transcript has 4 exons. Gene Ontology annotation, cellular component: cytoplasm. The record is from RefSeq and is a predicted model, not a curated record.
UUUAACAAUCAGGCUGACCGAGCUGUAUUUUACGCGUACUGGUUAUCUUCGUGUUCUUGGCGUGUGCGCGCUGCACUCUAUAUCAAACGUGUACCAUACGAAGAGAAAUCGGUAGACAUUGUACGAGAGCAGAGCCAUCUCACGGACCAGUACAGAGCUAUCAACCCGGCACAGAAGGUUCCCGCUCUUAUUAUUGAUGGAGCAACUAUCGUGGAGUCGAUGGCGAUACUGCAAUAUCUAGAAGAUACACGACCGGAACCAACAUUGACACCCAAAACACCGCUACUAAAAGCCAGGAUGACUGAAAUAUGCGAGAUUAUAGUAUCCGGGAUCCAACCGUUACAAAAUAUAGGAUUAAGAAGUCAUUUUGACAGCAAGGAGAAGUUCCGAAGCUUCACGAAGUACUGGACGGAACGAGGUCUUAUGACAGUCGAGGACCAACUGAAAUCGACCGCCGGAAAGUUCUGCGUCAAAGACCAACUGACUUUGGCCGAUCUGUGUCUUGUACCACAAGUCUAUAAUGCUGUGAACAAACAAGCUGUGGAUUUGAACAAAUACCCGAUACUUCACAAGCUCUACGAAAGUCUGUUGGAGGAAGACAUUUUUAAGAAAACACAUCCAGAUGUUGUGAAAUCUGAAAAAAAUAUACGAAUCUAAAUCAAAAUACAUAUUUAU